AUGGGUGCCCCGGGCGCCCUGGGGCGCGCCACGUGGGUACUGUCCGGGAGCCUCCUGGCCGCGGCCCUGGCGCUGGUGGGCCGAGGCCGGCUCCCCGCAGGCCCGGGCCCCCUCCGUGGCGCCCUCGGCGCGCAGCCUCCCUCGGAUCCCCCCGCGGCUCCCGGAGCCCGGCCCUGCCCGGAGACGCCUCCCGGGCGGAGCGGGGCGGGGCCCCAGAGGACGGCGCAGGACAUGCCCCGUGUGAUUUGGCCCAAUGUGGAAAGCGCACACGUUAGGACUUCAGUGGAAGCACCACUUGGAAUGAAAUUCAACCAGAAAACAGAAGUCUUUGACCCACUCCCAACUUCUGCAGCCUCUAGUGGGCUGUGGACUCAUUCCUUAUUUGCUUUUAUACCAUCAUGGCCUAAGAAGACCUUAUUUAAAAGAGAGUCUCCUAUAACACACCUCCUGUAUGGAGAUAUUUUACGAAGUUCUGAAAAUGGAGUAAUUUUCCAGAAAUGUGCACUGGUGUUUGGGCAGAGCGAAUCGCAGACAGUGCACGUGCAGCUGCUGGUGAACAACACCAGGACACCCUUGUCGGCCACCCUCUUGGACCUGCUCCUGCUGGACAACAUCACUGGCCUCAGCAUUAGGGAGUCAAUUGGAAAUAAGACCUCAGAAGGAUUCCAGGUGUUCAGAAAGCAGUUUCUGCCAGUGGGAGAUGCCUACACCGUGAGCUACACAGCCGCGCUGCAGCCUGGAGCAGUCGGGAACCGGGAGAGCCUGACACUGCCUGCCCAGCUCACCUUCCAGAGCUCCUCACCGAACAGAACACAGCUAAAAGCCCUUUUCACCAUAACAGCAGAAGAAAAGAUAACGGUUCUGCCACACCACGGUCUCCACGCAGCAGGCUUCUUCAUUGCAUUCCUCGUCUCCUUUGUGCUGAGCUGGAUCUCACUUUUCUUCCUGGUUCGACAUCAGUGUCUGAAGGGAGAUGUGUUUACCAGACAUCGGGUCUGGCGUCACGAGAACAAGCUGGAACCCUCACCGUUCACCUCAGCUGAUGGUGUGAAUGAGGACCUUUCCCUUAACGACCAAAUGAUAGACAUUCUGUCUUCCGAGGACCCCGGGAGCAUGCUUCAAGCCUUAGAAGAGUUGGAGAUUGCAACCCUGAACCGGGCAGAUGCAGAUCUGGAGGCUUGUCGAACCCAAAUCAGCAAGGAUAUCAUUACCCUUCUCCUGAAGAAUCUGACCAGCAGUGGCCACCUCUCCCCACAAGUAGAGAGGAGGAUGGGUGCUGUUUUCAAAAAGCAGUUUCUGUUGCUGGAAAAUGAAAUACAAGAGGAAUAUGAUCGGAAGAUGGUGGCACUGACGGCUGAAUGUGACCUGGAAACAAGAAAGAAGACAGAAAGCCAGUACCAGAGGGAGAUGGUGGCAAUGGAGGAAGCGGAGGAGUUGCUGAAACAUGUUAGUGAGAGGUCUGCUGCAGAGUGCAACAACCUUCUGCGGACCCUCCACAGCCUGGAGCAGGAGCACUUGAGGAGGUCUCUUGCUUUGCAACAAGAGGAAGACUUUGCCAAGGCUCACCGGCAGCUGGCUAUUUUCCAGAGAAACGAACUGCAUAAUAUCUUUUUUACCCAGAUAAAGAGUGCUAUUUUCAAAGGGGAACUGAAGCCAGAGGCAGCUAAAAUGCUGCUGCAAAAUUAUUCUAGAAUACAGGAGGAUGUAGAAGAGUUAAUGGACUUUUUCCAGGCUAGCAAAAGGUAUCAUCUAAGUAAAAGAUUUGGCCACAGGGAGUACCUGGUCCAGAACCUACAGUCGUCAGAGACACGUGGGCAAAGCCUCCUGAGCACUGCCGCAGCGCAGCUGACGCAUCUCAUCCAGAAGCACGAGAGAGCGGGGUACUUGGAUGAAGACCAAGUGGAAAUGCUAUUGGAGCGGGUUCAGACAGAAGUCUUUGCUACAAAACAGAAGUUGGACAAUGACUUAAAGCAGGAAAAGAAAAAGCUCCACCAAAAAUUAAUAAUUAAGAGAAGACGAGAGUUGCUGCAAAAGCACAAGGAGCAGCGAAAAGAGCAAAUGUCCAUUGGCGAAGCCUUCCGAGCCGCUGAAGACAUUGCCCAGUACCUGUGCCAGUGGCGGAGCAUGAUGGGAGAGCACAGCACUGCCCUGGAGGAGCUGCAGGAGUGUCUGGAUCAGGCGGCCCUGGACGACUUCAGGGCCCUGACCCUCUCACUGUCCGAGAAAGCCACUGAGGAGCUGCGGCGCCUGCAGAACUCAGCCAUGACCCAGGAGCUGCUCAAGCGCAGCGUGCCCUGGCUCUUCCUGCAGCAGAUCCUGGAGGAGCACAGCCAGGAGAUGGUUGCCCGAACUGAACAGUUGGAGGGCGAGCAGCGGGACAGGGACCAGGAGGGCGUCCAGAGCGUGAGGCAGAGGCUGAAGGAUGACGCACUGGAGGCCUCGAUGGAGGAGCAGGUGGAGCUGAGACACUGGGAGCGCUUGGUCUUCAUGAGGCUCAGCGCCUCGGCCUUCUCCCUGUCUGAGGAGGAGCUGCUCAGGCUGAGGCAGGAGGUCCACGGCUGCUUCGCGCAGAUGGACAGGAGCUUGGCCCUCCCCAAGAUCCGGGCUCGAGUCCUGCUGCAGCGGUUUCAGACCGCGUGGCGAGAAGCAGAGUUCCUGAAACUGGAUCAGGCCCUGGCUGCUCCUGAGCUGCAGCAACAGUCCAAGGUGAGAAAGCCGCGGUCCAAGAGUAAAAGCAAGACGGACCUUUUCAAGAAGUGCAUUGAAGAUAAGAUUCACCUGUGUGAGGGACAGGCCCCUGAGGACCUGGCAGAAAAGGUGCGAGGAGAGUUGCUGCGGGAGAGAGUGCAGCAGCUGGAGGCCCAGGAGGCAUGCUUCGCGGAGUCGCUUGCUGCUCUGCAGUUCCAGAAGGCGGCCCGGGCGACGGAGACCUUGUCGGCAUAUGCUGCCCUCCUCAGCAUCCAGGACCUGCUCCUGGAAGAGCUGAGCGAGACAGAGACGCUGACCAGGUCAGCCUGCACCCAGAUCCUGGAGUCGCACAGCCCGGAGCUCCAGGAGCUGGAGAGGAAGCUGGAGGACCAGCUGGCGCAGCAGGAGGCGGCCCAGCAGCAGCAGGCCCUGGCAAGCUGGCAGCAGUGGGUGGCCGAUGGGCCCGAGCUUCUGAACGAGCCUGGGGAAGUGGAUUCUGAAAGGCAGGUGUCCGCUCUCCUGAGGCAAGCCCUGAGCAAGAGUCAGAAGUUACUGGAGCACCACCAGCAGAGUUUGAGAGAGGAACAACAGAACAGUGUUGUGCUGGAAGAUUUGCUGGAAAAUAUGGAGACUGACACCUUCGUGACCCUGUGUAGCCAGGAGCUGAGACUGGCGUCUUACCUCACGAAGAUGACGAUGCUGCCCGGGGCCACGCUGCGCCGGCUCCUGAGCGUGGCCAUGCCUGCAGCUUCACAGCCCCAGCUGCUGGCCCUGCUGGAUUCAGCCAGCGAGAAACAUUCAGACCACGCGGCAGAAAACAAGGGCAGCAGGGAGCAGGCCGACCUGGGCAGGAGGAGGAAACACCAAGGCUGGUGGCAAGCCUUGGAAAGCAAACUGCGAGAAGACCUGAUAAGUAGGGGAUCAGAAAAGAUGCUCUGGGCCCGCAAGAGGAAGGAGAGCAUAUUAAAGAAGACGUGUCUCCCUCUCAGAGAGAGGAUGGUAUUUUCUGGAAAAGGAAGUUGGCCACACCUGUCCCUGGAGCCCAUUGGUGAACUGGCCCCUGUACCUAUUGUAGGGGCAGAGACCAUGGAUGUACUAAACACAGGCGAAAAGCUCUUUAUAUUCAGAAAUCCAAAGGAGCCGGACAUCUCAUUGCACGUUCCUCCCAGGAAAAAGAAGAACUUUCUGAAUGCCAAAAAGGCUGCAAGGGCCUUGGGCAUGGACUAGUCCAAGGGAAAGCUCCAGAGGAGCAUCUGAAGACAGAUUAUUUUCUCUUGCCCACCUGUAGGUGUUUGUUUAUAAUGUACAAUUUGCAAACAUAACAGCACAGGCAUAAGACACAGACUCUCCCAACACGCACUGACUUUCACAAACGCAGUUUAAUCUGGUCUCAUGAAUUUCCAGAUGGCGCACUCUGUUGCACAUCACAGGACAUGAGCACUUAUUGCCUCCAGCCCCACCUCACCAAGGACCUGUAGGAGACCCCUGCCCCCCAAUUCACAUCCCACUAUCUGGCUGCAUGACACACAGUCUGUAUGUUGAAGGCAAGGUUCU
Cynocephalus volans (Philippine flying lemur) is the source of this 4242-nucleotide messenger RNA. RefSeq names its product EvC ciliary complex subunit 2 (gene EVC2). Gene Ontology annotation, biological process: smoothened signaling pathway. The record is from RefSeq and is a predicted model, not a curated record. The transcript is spliced from 22 exons. Lineage: Eukaryota; Metazoa; Chordata; Mammalia; Dermoptera; Cynocephalidae. Gene Ontology annotation, cellular component: plasma membrane protein complex; ciliary membrane. Bases 1 to 3915 code for a protein of 1304 amino acids.